AUGAGCACGUCGCCGCUCCUCGCCAAGUCGGCGAAAGAUGCCUUCAUCGAAGUCAUGCUCAUGCCCGGCGGCAAUCUCGAGGCGGUCGAGGCGCUCUUCGCGUGCUGCCAGGUGGACGUCUUCGUUCACUCCAUGGCGCGCCUGCGCAACGCCGCCGCCGCCAAGCGCCAGAUGCUUGGGCUCGUGUCGCCGCCGCAGCUCAUGCACGCCGAGCCCUACACCGUCCGCGAUAUGCUCACCUUCCAACCGGACCCCUUCCCCCAUCCCAUGCUCCGCCUGCACCGCGCGCUGCAGGAGCCCGCCGCGCGCUUGUUCGGGGACAUUCUGCGCUACAUGGGGCUUGCGAGCGGCGCGGGAGGCGCAACGUUCAUCGGCGGAGGCCCCGCGGGGAGGCUGACACCGGCGGCGGAGAUUGCGCUGGUUGCGCGCGUGCUGCAGACGAUUGGCGAAGAGCCGCUGCUUCGCGACGAGCUAUUUCUGCAGUUACAGAAGCAGACGCGCGCGAAUGAUUAUCGCGACUCGUGCAUAAAGGCGUGGGAGCUCAUGCGCUACUGCGCGUACAUCUUCCCGCCGACCACCACCGUCGCGACGCCCCUAGUCGACUAUUUCACCGCGCUCGCUGCCGACCCCAAGUGCGACCCGGGAAUCCUCGGCGCGCUGCGGCUGGCGUGGAAGGCGCUCGAGCACGGGCUGGAGCACGGGCCGCGCGAGACUAUACCGGGGGAGGAGGAGGUUCGCGCGCUUUUAACGGGGACCCCGAUGGUGGUGCCGGUGUUUCUGUGCAACGACGCGCCGGAGAAUAUUCACUAUGGACCGACGACCACGGCGGAAGAGGCGGUCAAGAAUAUUCACUAUGGACCGACUACCACGGCGGAAGAGGCGGUCAAGCCGCGCAUCAGCCGCUUCCCCUUUCCCCCCUUCCCCACCCACGCCCACUUCCCCCUAUUCUCCACCCCGCUCCCCCAGAUCCUCU
This is a messenger RNA of Closterium sp. NIES-65, 973 nucleotides long. NCBI's taxonomy places the organism in Eukaryota, Viridiplantae, Streptophyta, Zygnematophyceae, Desmidiales, Closteriaceae. The record is from the annotation of a GenBank genome assembly.